Molecule: messenger RNA, 238 nt
Organism: Blepharisma stoltei
Lineage: Eukaryota; Ciliophora; Heterotrichea; Heterotrichida; Blepharismidae
Source: the annotation of a GenBank genome assembly
AUGGGAUGCUGCUGUAAGAACGCAGAAGAAGUAAUAAAUAUUUUAGCCUGAGCCAGAGUCUUAUAAGAAGCUAGAAGAGCCCAAAAAAAUAGACGCGACUGCGUUUACAUUUGCAGGGUCUAUUACUUCAGACCAGAAAUCACCUCCAACAUUUUCAGAUCCUGUUGUUUUUAACACUGAAGGCCAGCCCACAGAAGUGAAUUAUAAUACGAGCUUUGCAGAUGGGUCUUUUGAUUAA